GCUGGGCCUGUGGCCUAGAAGGCAGUCUUGUGGGUGCCUCCUCCCCCAGCCGCAACUCAGGUCUGCAGCUGGGUCCUGCCUCCUUCCGAGUGGGCCAUGGCCGGGACAUGGCUGCUACUUCUCCUGGCCCUUGGGUGUCCAGCCCUACCCACAGGUGUGGGCGGCAUACCCUUUCCUUCUCUGGCCCCACCAAUCAUGCUGCUGGUGGAUGGAAAGCAGCAGAUGGUGGUGGUCUGCCUGGUCCUUGAUGUUGCACCCCCUGGCCUUGACAGCCCCAUCUGGUUCUCAGCCGGCAAUGGCAGUGCACUGGAUGCCUUCACCUAUGGCCCUUCCCCAGCAACGGAUGGCACCUGGACCAACUUGGCCCAUCUCUCCCUGCCUUCUGAGGAGCUGGCAUCCUGGGAGCCUUUGGUCUGCCACACUGGGCCUGGGGCUGAGGGUCACAGCAGGAGUACACAGCCCGUGCAGCUGUCAGGAGAGGCUUCUACAGCCAGGACCUGCCCCCAGGAGCCUCUCAGGGGGACACCGGGUGGGGCGCUGUGGCUGGGGGUCCUGCGGCUGCUGCUCUUCAAGCUGCUGCUGUUUGACCUGCUCCUGACCUGCAGCUGCCUGUGCGACCCCGCGGGCCUGCUGCCUUCCCCCGCAACCACCACCCGCCUGCGAGCCCUCGGCUCCCAUCGACUGCACCUGGCCACGGAGACUGGGGGACGAGAGGCCACCAGCUCACCCAGACCCCAGCCUCGGGACUGCCGCUGGGGUGACACCCCUCCGGGUCGGAAGCCCAGGAGCCCAGUAUGGGGGGAAGGGUCUUACCUCAGCAGUUACCCCACUUGCCCAGCACGGGCCUGGUGCUCAAGAUCUGCCCUCAGGACUCCUUCCUCGAGUCUUGGAGCAUUUUUUGCAGGUGACCUGCCUCCUCCUCUGCAGGCUGGAGCUGCCUGAGGGCAGGGCUCUACCUCCCCUGCGUCAUACUGUGUGAGGCUGUGUCUCUGCCAUCCAAAAGGGGGCCCCUUGAGAAUGGUGAUCCACCCAGUUACAGGGGCAUUUAGGGAGCAGAUGACUGAGAACAUUAAAAAAGAACUUAAAUGACACAGCAAA
Pan troglodytes (chimpanzee) is the source of this 1098-nucleotide messenger RNA. It is a transcript of the gene PTCRA, whose product is annotated as pre T cell antigen receptor alpha. Gene Ontology annotation, biological process: negative regulation of thymocyte apoptotic process. The record is from RefSeq and is a predicted model, not a curated record. The transcript has 4 exons. NCBI's taxonomy places the organism in Eukaryota, Metazoa, Chordata, Mammalia, Primates, Hominidae. The coding region runs from base 97 to 942 and encodes 281 amino acids.